GGUUUCUUGGGAAGUGUCUUGACAGAGAACCUAAGCUGAGCAAAGCAGCCUUGAUCUGAGUGAGCUAACUGACACCAUGAAAACAGCAGGUGUCUUUCUGCUCCUCUCUCUGGCUCUUCUCUGCUUUUUCUCAGGUGCCUUUGGUCAAGAAGGGAAGAUUAAUUGUGGUGAGUUCCGUGACCCCAAGACCUUCUGCACUCGGGAAUCUGAUCCACUCUGUGGCUCUGAUGGCCAGACAUAUGGAAAUAAAUGUGCCUUCUGCAAGGCAUUGGUGAAAAGUUCUGGGAAGAUCAACCUGAAACAUCAUGGGAAAUGCUGAAUUAGAGCUGGUGUUUUGUGCCAGCUUGCCUAUCCUCUCACCCUUGGUUUCUGCUUUUACUUUUCUCUGGCAAAUCCCAUAAAUUCAUAAAAAAAAAUUAAACAACUUUUUCUCUGUGUGGGUCUUAUGUAGGUCAGUAAGUCUAUUUCCUUUACUUUUUCAAUAAAGUAAAUUCUGCAGAACUGAUUACCUGUUGGUCUGGGAUUAAUAUAAGAAGCUAUUACAGCAGUGUAUACUGCACUUGAUUCAUUAAUUUGAGGAAAAACCCUGCUUCCCUCAUCAAAAUACACUAUCCAUCACAAUGCCGUCCUGCAAAAAUGUCUCAGCUGUUUCACUUUUGGAAUUCUCGUGGAUAAUAAAGCUAAUAUCAAUGUUAUUCUAUAUUAUGUUAUAUAAUAAUAGAUCACAAAAUAUUGGUGCUUCUCAAUUUCAGUAAAUAUAUUUUACAUAAAAGCAAAACAUGGAUCAUCUAUGGAGUUUGUUUUCAACUACUUUUGAAAUAGAGUAUUUGAACUGUGUAAUAUUUAAAUAUACAAAGUAUUUGGCCUCCUGAAAACAUUAUGAGGGCCUCUGAGUAAGAAGUAAAGAAAGGCUCAAAAUGA
This is a messenger RNA of Peromyscus maniculatus bairdii (prairie deer mouse), 921 nucleotides long. Its product is annotated as serine protease inhibitor Kazal-type 6. Gene Ontology annotation, molecular function: protein binding; serine-type endopeptidase inhibitor activity. NCBI's taxonomy places the organism in Eukaryota, Metazoa, Chordata, Mammalia, Rodentia, Cricetidae. The record is from RefSeq and is a predicted model, not a curated record.